Messenger RNA from Symbiodinium sp. CCMP2592, 5205 nucleotides. NCBI's taxonomy places the organism in Eukaryota, Dinophyceae, Suessiales, Symbiodiniaceae. The record is from the annotation of a GenBank genome assembly.
AUGGUGCAGAUGGACUCCUGCGGGAUGGUGACAGCGGCUCCCCUCUGGGCAGCGCUCCCUCCCGCACUUUGCUUCCGUUGCUUGCCAGCCUGGUCGUUCACGGGUCCAUCGCCCAAUGAAGUGGAUUUCGGGCUGCUCUCCCGCACCAGUUGCUAUCUUCGUGCAUGGGGGGCGCCAGAUUGGCACAGCCCGGAUGGAAUCUCCUGGGCGGCAGAUAUCCAUCAGGAGUGUGCCGCUCAAGCCUCCUUGCACCAGUUGUGGUGGAUGCACGACCUCUUCCCGAAUCUCCCGGCAACCGCUCCAGCGCCUUAUCGCCAGGCCUUCUCUAGCUUCCCCCUAUGGUCUGGCGGUGUACCCGAUCAGGUUCUCAUCGCCACUGAUGGGAGCGGCGAGCGGGGAGGAGCAUGGGCCUUCUGCGUAUGGGUUUGGUGGCGUCACAAGUGGCACCGGGUUGGUUGGUUCGGCGCCGCGGGGGCCGAUACCCCUUGGAUCUCUGGCACUGCGGCCCCCGGGAGUGGUGUCUCCUUUCAAGCUGAGCUCUGGGCCCUGCAAGCCGCGGGCCUCUGGCUCCUCGCUUGGGCCGACCGUCUCUCCCUUCUGACGUCGGCAGCGCCUGCCAAGGUCACCAUUGCGGUUGACAAUGCCUCUGCGCUCCAGAUCGCGGCUGGGCAAGCGCAGGCCAGUGAGCCAGUCACCACCCUUACUCGAUAUAUCUGGCAAGCUGUCCAGUCCCGCAUGUCCACUCGCUUUCAACACGUGCACAGCCAUGUCGGCAUUCUCCCUAAUACGAUCGCCGACUUUCUCGCUGGCUGGGCCGGCCGGACUUCGUGGCAUCCCUGGAAACAUGUCGAUGCUGCCCUCCCCGCUCUGCUCCAGGAAGCGGCGCCUUGGCUCUGGCUCAUUCCACAUGCCAAGGUGAUCCAAGGCAGACCCUGUGUCCGCCUCACGGUGCCCUGUGCUGCUCCGUCGCUAGAGCCCCAGCGACCGUUGUCGCUAGCACCCUCGCUAUCCCUUCGCAUUGUUACGGCUAAUGUUCAAACAAUGCGAGAUUCUUGUGCCUCCUUCUUUAACCCGUCGGGUCAUGGCCAGAGGCGUCAAUACUUGUACUCUCAAGUCGCCCAACUGGGCCUCGAUGUAGUCUGCCUUCAGGAGACGCGCAGCAAAGGAGGCCGAUGGGACACAGCCGGCCUUCUCACCUGGCGCUCCGGUGCCCAAAAAGGUAGCUACGGUUGCGAAAUUUGGGUUAGGCCCCAGCUAGUUAACCCCCCCCUCCGCCUGGAUGACUGGCGGAUUGCCUGUGCAGACCCAAGACUUUUAGUCAUAGUAUGUAAACGGGCGGACCUCCCUUUGGCCGUUGUCGCGGCGCAUGCUCCACACGCCGACAGACCAGUGCCCGAAAUCCACCACUUUUGGUCCUCACUGCAAUCUCAGCUGUGCCAGCUCCCACGGGCCCUCACUUUGGUCCUGGGUCUCGAUGCUAACGCUGAUCUUCUUUGGGCCGAUGACGACCAUGCAUAUAUCGGAGACGCUCUUGGUAAUGGCGAGGAAGGAGCGGGCGAGCAAGGCCUUUUUGAUACCAUCCAGCGUUUUGGCCUCCUCGCCCCUGCCUCCUUCUCGGACCUUCAAGACGGCCCGGGCUGGUCCUGGGAGCAUACUGGCGGCACCCGCAAGCGUCUGGAUCACAUCUUGCUCCAGGCUGGCCCCUGGUCCUGCCGUCGCACCCGACAGCUUCCUGAGCUGGACAUUCUCAAUGGUCGUCGGGAUCAUAUGCCGCUUCUGGUCGAGUGCGACCUCCGGGGCCAGGCCACCCGGCCCAAGGCGCCGGCCCCGCCCCGCGCCACUGCUCUUAAAACCCAGCACUCCUGCUUGCUUCGGGCCCUUCCUCGCCCUCCACGCCGCCCCAUCCGACAGCCCUACAUCACAGCGGCCUCUGUCACCGCACUCGAUCGAGUUCGGCAGGCGCGAGAACAGCUCCGGCUGCGAACUAAUUUGGAGUGGCAGCAGCGCCGCUUUCUCUUGCAAGUUUGGCGACUGGGUUGCACACACCGACACCCCGAUGCUGCACCCUUGCGCCCUGAUCCGACGGGCCUGCAGCAUGCCCGCCUUCUUCUCCAGGCUUGUAAUCUCCAUGUACGGGGUCUUCAGCAGAAGGCCCACUAUCUAGCGAGGUCCGACAAGCUGGCUCAUUUUCGCACACUUACUCUGGAGGCGACCAAACACUGGGAAGCCAGCGGAGUCCCUUUGGAAUCCAUCCGGCAUCUCCGCUGGGCCUCUCGCAAGGCACACGAGCGUCGGUCUGUUCACGCAGCCGGUGGCUUCGACAUUGAUAGCGAGUUGGAGGCCCAGUUCCGCGACCAGGAGGGGGCCAGUCUGGUCAGCCCAGUGCAGCUCUCCAGCGCCGCUGAGCGAUGGAUGAACGAACCGCGCCUCCCGUGUGCCGAGGCGGUUCCCACCCUCUUGCAGAUGGAACAAAUGUGUGUCCGACAGGCGGCCGCCAAGGCCCCAGGACCAGACGGCCUGCGGAACGAGCUCUGGCGCACGCAGGGAGCCUCAGCAGGGCAGUGGCUCUGGCCCCUGUGCGUGCGCAUCGCUCUCCAAGGAAGGGAGCCUUUUGACUUUAAGGCGGCCAUUGUAUGCGCCCUUUACAAGAAGGGCCCAGCCUCUCUCCCUGCUAAUUACCGCUCUAUCGCGCUACUGAACGGCAUCGCGAAGCUAUGGCACUCGCACCUGCGCUCCACUGUGGGAGGCCACGUCUUGUCGCGAUACGAGCCUAUGCAGCUUGGGGGCCGCAAGGGUGUCCACACAGGAUUUGCGUUGGCCGCCUUCCGUUGUGCCUGGGACCUUUCCAUCUCAGCUGGCCGAUGUGUUGCCGUGGUCUUUGUCGAUAUCCAGGCCGCGUACUAUGAGGCCAGCCGGGAUCUCCUCUUUGAAGGCUUCCCUGAUGACACUGCCCUGCCAGAGCAUCACCACCUUGCUGGGCUGGUGCUCAGUCUUCAACAACAAGGGGCCCUUACUGCCUUGGGUGUUGCAGAGGAUGUUGUUGCACUCCUCCGUGACUGUGUCGCCCUCUCCCACUGGUCACUCUCUGGCUCUUCCAACAUUUUUCUUGCGUCACGGGGGUCUCGUCCAGGUGAUGGCCUAGCUGACAUCCUUUUUGGAGCCCUUUUCGCUGUUGGCCUUCAGCAUAUCCAGCGCGCUGCCACCCGUCAGGGAAUUGUUCACACCAGCGCCGGUGCUGAAGUUGGCCUCUCCCCAGGGGUCAAGCCCAUCGGUUGGGCUGACGACCUUGCGGUUAUGGCCGAUUUUGACCGACCAGCUGAUCUUCUUGUUCAACUGCCCGCGCUGGUCGGCAUUAUCCUUGACACUCUCCGACUCCUCCGAUUUCGUGUUAAUUUGGGUGCGGGUAAAACUGAGGCCCUUGUUGACAUCCGGGGGGAGGGCGCUCGAGCGGCCCGCGGAGCUCUCCUCACCGGUGAUGCCAUGUUAAAGAUCUCUGAUUCUGACAGCAUCAAGUUGUGUCCCGAGUACAAGUAUCUGGGUGUGGCUCAGCUGCCUCGGGAUACGGGCCGCCGCGACUGUGAGCUUGCCGCCCAACGAGGCGCCGCUGCGGCCUCCCUUGCUCGCACUCUCCUCUGCAGCAAUUGUUUGCCCUGGGAACUUAAACGGGCUUGGGUCGCGGGACGAGUCCUGCCCUCCGCUUAUUCCUCCCUUGCUAUGUCUCUGGCCGACUCCGGCCGUGCCACGGCCCCUCUCGCUGGCCUUUUUGAACGCACGGCCAGGAUCCUGCUGUCCUCAUGGCAGGUUGGGCACAAGCUCACCACUCCACUGCUCCGGCUCCUCGCUGACAUUACUCCUCCUGACCUGGCUACCACCAUCAGUCAGUGUCGCCUCUGCGUCCAGCUUUUCUGUAAAGCACCCACGGCGGUGCGUGACAUCGUCGACGCGGCGUGGAACAGGGCCCUCCCUUGGUGCCAGGCCCUCGUCGCGGCAUGUAUGAGGGUGGGCGUUGCGCUUGAGGUUUGGGACCCUAAUUCCCCCCCCGCCGUCACAGCUCUGUUUGUCCAAGACCACAGCCGUGCUCUUCUUCGUGCCUGCAAGGCACUCAGCAAGUUUGGACAUCGGUACAUUGCUCAGCUUUGGGAUGACCUUUCUACCCGUAGGGCCACCCAAAUUUUAGGACCCCCCCAGGCCCAUCGAUGCCCUGUGUGCAGCAUCAUCUUCCCGAGCCUGCACGCGGUCCGCGCCCACAUGCAUCGCAAACAUGGUGUGCUGUCCGAUGUGACAGCUUACAUGGCCGGCUCUGUCUGCCUCUGGUGCAUGCACGACUUCCACUCUUCGGACCGGUUGAAAUACCAUCUGCAAUCCCACCGGGCCUGCUUGCAUGGACUGCGGGUGACGGUGGGGCCUGUCUACCAGUAUGGGUCGGGCACUAAACGCAAGGGUAGAACGGCCCACAGGGGUGUUCCCCCACAACGCCUAUGCGGGCCCUGCAAUGCCACCCCAGCACAGCGCCGGGCCGAGGAUUUGGGUCUGCCUGCUGAUGAGGAGGAGCUGCAACAGGAGUGGGAUGCGGUGCAGCGUUCGCCGGCCCUCUCCGACCUCGUCCCCGGCAACUUGCAACGGGCCGCUGCGGGGUCCUCCCUCGCUGCUCCAACCCUUGCCGAACUUGGAUUUCCCUUCGCUACGGCCCCAGUCUCGGAACCCUCCCUGUCCCGCAUUGCUCCACCUUUGCCAUCUGUGGGCUCUCUGCCCCCUUGGCUCUCCUUUGUUGAUGGGGCUGCCUCAGGCCAGGAUUGGGCUCUGCCUACGCCCUGGUGGCCCGGGCUUCUUGCCAUGGGCGUCCUCCGUCGCGCCUCGUCUUCCGGGCUUGGUGCUCCUGUGUCUCUCGGCGAUGCGACCUCCGGCAGAUGGUCUCUGUUGGGGAUUGCUGCCGCCUUGGUCUCCUUCCGUAUGACCUGCAAGGUCGUUCUGCGGUUUGGCGCCCUUUGGAUUCCCGGGCGUCCCAGUCAACAGGGCCUUGUCCUCUUGCGGCGGUUGCUUCCUUCUGCCGUCUUCCUGGACUUCUGGUCCCCUGCUGGUCCUGUGUUUCUGGCUGCGAGCUCUGCUUCCUUGGCUUCGUCUGCUCGCGCCGUCAUCGCCGGUUCUUCUCUUGCGGCCCCGUCCUCGCUCUCUGUGCGGGCUUUCUGGGCCUAUCCGGCGGCUUGA